Messenger RNA from Enterobius vermicularis (human pinworm), 837 nucleotides. The record is from the annotation of a GenBank genome assembly. Lineage: Eukaryota; Metazoa; Nematoda; Chromadorea; Rhabditida; Oxyuridae.
AUGCCAUUUUUUAAUACAUUAUACGACUUGGAUAUUUGUGCUAUACGUUUGUGGGAGACCUCUGGUAAUGGAUGGUGGCGUUGGAAUGUGCGAGUUUGUUUGAAGUCUAGUUUUGUUGGUGCUGAGAAAGUGGGUAUCUUGAUGACAGGUGCACGAGUAUAUAUUGGAAGGCUGUCAUAUAGAGCAGAAGAACGAGACAUUGAGCGGUUUUUUCGUGGAUAUGGGAAAAUCAGCGAAAUUUUGAUCAAAAAUGGAUAUGCUUUCGUAGAGUUUUGCGAUUACCGUGAUGCUGAAGACGCUGUUCAUGAGCUGCAUGGUCGUACAAUAUGUGGUGACAGAGUGAUAGUUGAACUAGCGAAAAGUAAACCUCGUGGGUGGGAUGCUGCCCGUUAUCAUGGUCGUUCUCGAUCCCCUUACAGACGAAGCCGGAGUAGAAGUGGUAGAGGACAUUCUUCACGUCGUAGAAGCAGGAGUCGUAAACGUAGUUCAUCGUCAAGUAGCAGUGACUCGACAAGUCCACGAAGACGUUCAGUAUCACCGAAAAGAAGCCCUAAAAAAGAAAGAUUUGAAAAAAGAAAAAGAGGGCGAAGCAGUUCAAGUUCUUCAUCUAGUCCAGAAUCUCGGAAAGAAACAAAGAGAAGUGGGAGUUCAAGGCGCAGAAAGGAUAGUGAGAAGAGAGAGAAGAAGAAAGAGAAGCGGUACUCCGACAGCGAAUCUAACUCUCAAGAUGAGGAUGAAAUAUACAAGAUCGUUGUUACAGGUUUUUCUAAGCAGGACAAAGUUGAAAAGGUUGAAAGUUGUGGGUUUGGCAAGGUUUCGCUAGGAGUUUUACAAUAG